Molecule: messenger RNA, 3901 nt
Organism: Phacochoerus africanus (Common warthog)
Lineage: Eukaryota; Metazoa; Chordata; Mammalia; Artiodactyla; Suidae
Gene: ITPRID1
Product: ITPR interacting domain containing 1
Exons: 14
Coding region: 142-3273 (1043 amino acids)
Molecular function (GO): signaling receptor binding
Source: RefSeq, a predicted model, not a curated record
UCAGAUGGUUCAGGAGCUUUUGUUGCAGGUGGAUGGAGCCGGUGGAAGGGGCUAUGAUGAUCAGCUUAUUUAGGGGAUGAACUUUGCUUGUUUCCUGAGCUCUAGUCCAACUGCAGGAGCUUGCUGAAUUACUCUCUUAGGAUGGCGGAGAAGUCGCACAGAGGCCAGGAGAAGAGCAGGAGAGACAUCCUGAGGUCCACCAAGAAGGCCUGGACUCCCCAGGAUGAGCAGCUGCCUCCUGGCUCUGAGGAGGCAAGCCAGAGUCUCACUAUCCCCAUGCUGGAGGAUUCCAAACAAGAAAGUAUUCAGCAAUGGCUGGACUCUGGAUUCUUGGUCUCUGCCAAUGAAAACUUUCAGCCAGUCAUCGACCACUUUGUUUCUUUUCAUGAACAAGGAAUGGUUCAAAUGACUGUGAAAGACUACAUGAGAUCUCUGCAUCAGGUUUCAGAAACUCCCACUCUAUCCAGAGGGACCAGUUUCAACUCUUGCUAUUCUGCUGCAAGUAUACCACAAAGCAUUCCUGAAUGGCUGGAAUUUUGUGAAAAAGAUCCAGUGGAGAUUCUCUUAGAUCUGGGGUUUGGUGCUGACGAGCCAGACAUCUGCACACAAAUCCCAGCCAGAUUCCUGGGUGGUAGCUCAGCAGCCAGAGGAAUCAACAUCCGCGUUUUUCUUGAAGCACAGAAGCAGCGAAUGGACAUUGAGAACCCUAACUUGUACAGCCGUUUCCGACAGCUGGAAAUAUUGGAUCAUGUGGCCAGUGCCUUCUCAUCUUUGCUGAAUGAUGUAAACGUCCUGCAGAACAAAGCUGAAGAGGAAGACGAAGGAAAAAUUGUGCCAGGAACCUCCGUGAGUGAAGCCAAAGGGCAUCAAAGGAGAAUGGCUGAACUUUUUAGGAGAGGUUCAAAGCAGAACAUUAAGAAGGAUUACAGCUUGGAAGCAUCGGAGUCGUUGAAGAUGAGAGGUGAAUUUCCCGUCACCUCUGCAAAAGCGGGGGCCUGCAGAGCAGAGUUGCCAGCCAUGACAAGCGACCAUGACCCAAGUCAUGUGUCUCCGUCCUCAGAGCAUUGGUCUCUUCAAGCCUGUGAUGACUUGACACCUUGUCAUCCUCCCCAAGCUGUUCCGAGCAAGCAGUGGCCUCGCUCAUCCAUGCCAGCCAAGCAGGUUCCUCUUUCCUGUGUGUCUGAGGCAUCAGUUAAGACCAGAACGCGAAAGGAGAAUUCAUCUCAGACCAGCAAGCUCAAGAGUUUGCCUCGUCUGGCGGGCAAAGCACCAGAAUCCUUCGAAAUGGAAGAGGUCCAGAGCUUUGAAGAAGAGGCCAGUAAUCCUCUUGACAUGACUUCAGGAACUGUAGGUGCCAUGGUGAACCGAGCAAACAGCUGCCAGUCUGACAGCAGUGGGUUCCUGGAGGAGCCACCAGAACCACCACCCCUGCAGAUGCCUCCCUUGUCAAGCAGCCAUAGUCCUGGGGAGAGUGGAUGUAGAAAGCCAAGGGGUCAGAGCCACAGCUCAGGGUCAUCCCAGGACUGCCAGCAAGAGUCAGAUGAGUCGGAUUCCAGGAGUAGUAUGGUGAGCACGUCUUUUUCAAGUCAAGACUGGAGCGUUUUGGAAGAAAAAGCCUCAACCUCUGUGGUGGAGAGAGGGUCUCAGUUUGAGGCCAUGGAAGGGCCCCCAGGGCAGUUGACCCAAGAUCUGGCUCUUGCCAAGACCCCCCCUGGGGGAGAACUCCCACGGAAAGACAGCCAGCAGCAGCAGCCCCCGCCUGUGCCCCAAACUGAGUGUGAGACUGUCGCAGGCACAGACCCCUCCAAAGGUGAUUGUCCUCAGGGUCUUACCGUGGCGCGCAUCGCAGAAGUGAAGGCUGACCCUCUGAGGCCUGAGCGAGCUGGGGACGUGGAAGUGUGUGUGCACACUCACCCCUGCGGGUCUCAGAGAGCACCUGGGAUUUCUCCUCCUCAAGACGAGUCCCUUCGUGUUGACUCUGAGGCCCCAAGAGGGGUGGAAAGCAGUACACUCUCUCCUGACACUAACCCCUUACUGAUGCACAAAGAUGUCCCACAGCUUGUGCCCAGGCACCCGGAGGUCAUGCCCUCUGCAGUCAGCCGUGUUCACGUAUCGGAAGAGUCCGUUCCCCAUCUGGGUAACGUGGUCGGAGAUGUUCCCCAGGCAAGGCCAAGGUGUCGUGCUUUGGGUCAAAUACCACUUAGGGCAGAAUCUGAGAUGGGAUGCCUUCCUCCAAAUGCUAACUUAAACGCCGUUAGCUCCAAGUCUGUGACCGUCCAAAUGCCCUCCAGUCUGGCCUCGGCUGCUCACAACGCUGUGGUCUCGGGAAUGGAUUCUAGAAGAUCAACCGUAGAAUGCACUAAGUGUGACCCCGUCACGGCCGCAGAACCAGGACUGGGGACAGAAGCAAGACAGUUCAGUGAUGUUUCUGUUCAGACUCACACAUGUGAGUCUAGGCUCUGGCAUUGCUGUUCAGCUCCAAGUAAGAAGGCUCAGCCCCUCACCAAGUCUGUCUCUCUAGACACGGGCUUCCCGGGUCUCUACUCAGUGGGCAUCUGCCCUGCUGUACCUGCCCACUGUUGUGUCUGCUACCAUCACCAUCUGCACUGCCACCCAGAGAGGCAAAGCCCCAGCUCUGUGUCUUCAGCCUAUAGGCAUUGCUCAUGCUCACACAAGCAUCCGGAAGCCCAGUUCACGAGGCGGUUGGAAGUCCUUCAGGACACGACAGCAAGGGAGCUGUAUUCUUGCACAGUCCAUGAGAUGGAAACAAUGAAGAUGGUUUGCCAGAGUUUCCGGGAGCAUUUAGAAGAAAUCGAGCAGCACCUUAGAGGACAACAGGCGCUCUUUUCCAGGGACAUGUCAGAGGAGGAAAGGGAGGAGGCUGAGCAACUGCAAACAUUACGGGAGGCCUUGCGGCAGGAGGUGGAGGAGCUGGAGUUUCAGUUGGGAGACCGGGCUCAGCAAAUCCGAGAAGGGAUUCUCUUGCAGCUUGAGCUUCUUACAGAAGACCCACCUGAAAGCCAUACAAAUCUGCAUCGACAUAGCUGGACAGAAGAAAAGAAUGGCCAGACUUCAUGUGCGCCUGGGGCUGCCUUUCCUCCCAGUGAUGGCCAGCAGGCUCCUUGCUCAGGUGUGACCCCUUUGGCUGUCUUUCCUCCACCCACCUUGGGGAGAAGCCCCAGGAUGUCUCCUCCAGAAGCACAGUCAGGGUUAGAUCUGUCCUCUCUGUCAAGUUGUCCUGUUGGAGAAAAGAAUACAAAUGUUUUCCUCUAAAUCAGCGUGAGUUUGAUGAUCUUCCUGUAAGACGUAAGAGCACUUUCCAACUACAGCAAGAAUAUCUAAAUUUUCCCCAAGGAGAAGUUUCUAUCAAUCCUUCAUCAGCUAUUUUUUUUUUUUUUUUACUAUUCUACCCUAUGGUUAAACCUGGGAGGAAUAUUUUAAUACACAUUCAAUACAGAAUAAGUGAGUGCCAACUAUGUUCCUGGCGUAGGGUGUGCUGGCCAAGAUAUAUAUAUCUCAGGGUAUAUAUGGUAUAUAUGCUUGGCUGAAACUUACAGCCACUGGAGGAGGUAGAAUGUGAACACAUAAAUAGGUAUGAAUUUGAAAAGUGUAAAAGUGCUUUGGAGGAAAUAACAGAGUUUUAUGAAAGAGAAUCUAACAGGGAGUCUGAUUUAGAUCAGCAUAGUAGGAGGGCCCGGGGAAGUGACAACAGAAGGAGGAAAGAAGAUCCAGGCCUCAGAGGCAUUAGAUUCUCCAAAAGCCUUGAUUCAGUCGGUGAGCCAGAUGCAUGGACACAGCACCUACCAGGUGCCAGGAACUCCUCGUGUGCUGGAGACAGAGCUGUGAAGGAGACAGCUUCUCCUCCAAAAGAGGUGGAUGAAGAUUGAGAAACAACCACAAC